AUGGUGAAACUUACCGAAGUAGAUUUGGUGAGAUGCGUCCUUCUCGGUGAUGAGGACUCCAGCAAAGAAAUGAUGAUGAAAAAAUAUGCCGCUUAUUCAGGAGUGCCUUAUAAUUCUGAGAUCCUCGACACGGUCAUCGAACGUAUUCGCGGUGUGCCCUUCGUCCUUGUUGGGACUCAAAUCGAAAAAAGGCUUUCAAUGUUGAUCGAGAACUACGGUUGUGGAGAGGUCAAAUACAUGCCAAUGACGUUGAAUCAAGCCGAGACGUUCGCAAAACGAAUUGGCGCCAGCAAGUAUUUCGAGUGUUCGGAGGUCACCGGGGUAAGUUGCGAGCUG
Molecule: messenger RNA, 336 nt
Organism: Ostertagia ostertagi
Lineage: Eukaryota; Metazoa; Nematoda; Chromadorea; Rhabditida; Trichostrongylidae
Source: the annotation of a GenBank genome assembly